AUGGAUCCGGCAGAUGCGCGCCGCUUCUAUGAUGGCAUCACGGUCGUGUAUGCGGAGGAGAAGGUUGACGGGGCCAAUCUCGGCCUGUCACUCACUGCGGCGUAUGAGAUCAGGGUGCAAAAUCGUUCGCACUACGUCAACGAGCGGACACACGCGCAGUUCAAAGCGCUCGGCCGUUGGUUGGAUGAGCACGGCUGGGCGCUCUGUCGCCUUCUCGAGCCGGAGGUAGAAAUUCUCUUUGGAGAGUGGUGUGCCGCAAAGCACUCGUGCGCGUACACGAAGCUCCCCGGUCUCUUUUUGGCCUUCGACCUCUACAACAAGCGGAGCGGCAAGUUCGCCUCUGUCGCCGAGCGCGACCGCCGACUCUCUGGCUUGGGCAUCCCCAUCGUACGCACCCUCGCGUGCAGAGCCUUUGCUGGCGAGGAGGAGCUGCUGCAGCUGCUGGAGAGCACCGGAUCCUAUCUGCGCAUCGACGGCGCGACGGAGAACCGUCUGCGCGGCAAGCUUGUCCGGCCGGACUUCAUCCAGGGGAUAGGCGACCACUGGGCCAGUGGCGGGUUCGCGCGGAACGGCGUCCGCCCCGAUUUGUGGGUUGAGAAGGAGUAA
Molecule: messenger RNA, 606 nt
Organism: Emiliania huxleyi CCMP1516
Lineage: Eukaryota; Haptophyta; Isochrysidales; Noelaerhabdaceae
Exons: 2
Coding region: 1-606 (201 amino acids)
Source: RefSeq, a predicted model, not a curated record